Molecule: messenger RNA, 1191 nt
Organism: Striga hermonthica
Lineage: Eukaryota; Viridiplantae; Streptophyta; Magnoliopsida; Lamiales; Orobanchaceae
Source: the annotation of a GenBank genome assembly
AUGGCCGUGGAUCCGAGGCAAGUGCUGGCGGGGGUUUUGACGAUGACGAUGUUCCUCAUGCUCGGGAACAUGAUCAAGCGCGACCACUUCGAUGCUACCCAUCCGAUUGUUCACGAUACAAAUAAAGCUUCAAAGCUUGCUAAUGUCGUGAAAGGGGCGGAUGAGUCUUGGAAGGAGGAUGGCUUCACCUUAAACCCGUGCUGGCAGAAGCCCGUCUUGGAGGAAGCAGAGGAAUCACAAGGGUAUGUUUCUGAUGCAGUAGUGGUUGCAAGAUAUCUACGCGCAACACUUGUAAUCCCAGACAUCAGAGGAAGCAGUCCCGGUGACAAAAGGGACUUUAAGGAUGUCUAUGAUGUUGAGAAAUUCAUAUCAAGCCUAGACGGCGUGGUCAAAGUUGUUAAAUCACAGCCUGCUGGAUUAUCAUCUCGUAAUCUUGCAGUAGUAAAGGUCCCUAAUCGAGUUACCGAAGAGCACAUAGCAGACAACAUUGAACCAUUUUUCAGGACCAAGGGGAAUGUGAGACUCGUCACUUACUUCCCCUCAGUCAACAUGAAAAACAAUAAAGAAAAGACCAACUCAGAUUCUCUCGAAUGCCUGGCGAUGUUUGGGACCUUGGAACCUCAAGCUGAAGUCCGCGAAGUGGUUGACUCGAUUAUCGAUCGCCUGAAAAUUGUCAGUAAGAAGUCAAAAGGGCAGUUUGUGGCCAUUGAUUUGAGGAUUGACAUUUUGGAGAAAAAAGGUUGUCAUGGAAGUGAUGACUCGGGGUCCAAAAGUUGUUAUGGUCCGCAAGAGAUAGCAUUGUUUUUAAAGAAGAUCGGGUUCGAGGAGGAUACUACUUUGUAUGUGACGCAAACAAAAUGGCAUAACAGCCUUGAUGCACUAAAGGACUUCUUCCCAAAAACUUAUACCAAGGACUCCAUAAUGCCCAUGGAGAAAAAGGACAAGUUUCUAAACUCGGACACCUUGGAGUUUGAGAAGGUAAUCGACUACUAUAUUUGCUCCGAGAGUGAUGUUUAUGUUCCAGCCAUAUCAGGCCUGUUUUACGCCAAUGUUGCUGGAAGAAGAAUAGCUUCCGGACGGACUCAAAUACUUGUUCCGGAAAACAUCCCAACUUCUUCCGCGGAUCCUAAGGAUUUCGUAUCGCAUUAUGUUACGAAAAAGAAUCAUUUCGCAUAUUCGUGCUUUUGCUAG